UUCUAUAUUAUGUUUUCAGGUUUUAACCGGAGCAUGCACUUUUUUUUACAAAAAAUAUAUAACAUAUUUCUGUUUGUAAAUGCUAAAGAAUGCCACCCAAACAGAGGAAAAUUGCUAUUAUGGGCUAUAGAUCAGUAGGCAAGUCGUCACUGAGCAUACAAUUUGUCGAAGGACAAUUUGUGGAUUCGUAUGACCCUACGAUAGAAAAUACAUUUACUAAAAGUACACGAGUUAAUAGCCAAGAUUAUGAAGUUAAAUUAGUAGAUACUGCAGGUCAAGAUGAAUAUAGCAUAUUUCCAACUCAAUAUUCAAUGGAUAUCCAUGGUUAUGUUUUGGUUUAUAGUAUAACCAGUGCUAAAAGUUUUGAAGUUGUACAAAUUAUUUAUGAUAAGCUACUUGACAUUACAGGAAAAGUCCAGUACGUUAAUGUUUUUAUAUGUUAAGUAAUGAUAACAAUGUUUUCCUAUAAGUAAUAA
Molecule: messenger RNA, 476 nt
Organism: Polistes canadensis
Lineage: Eukaryota; Metazoa; Arthropoda; Insecta; Hymenoptera; Vespidae
Product: GTP-binding protein Rheb homolog
Exons: 3
Coding region: 90-443 (117 amino acids)
Biological process (GO): small GTPase-mediated signal transduction
Cellular component (GO): plasma membrane
Molecular function (GO): GDP binding; GTP binding; GTPase activity
Source: RefSeq, a predicted model, not a curated record